UCCACUCCACUAGGUGGUGGUAAUGCGCCUUUAAACUGGUCAACCACCAGUAAACACCAACGAAGAAGAUGAUGUUUCAUAGAAGAAGAAGACGACUGGCAUUGACUUGAUGGGAGUAUUUACAGAUACCAACUCGUGUGAAUAUAAUAAACUCAACGUUAUUUAAAGCAGAGGUUUAUUCGUUUUGAAUUCAAUUCUCUACUUUUGCCGGUUUCUUCUUCGGGUGAGCAUGUUAGCGUAGCUAACUGUAUAGUAGUUCCACCACCAGGUGACGUCAGGAAGGUGACAUAUAUAAAUAGGGAACCACGCGACUUACCGAUAACGUUACAGGCGUAGUUUAACGAUUAUAGCUAGUGUGGGUUUUUUGCCUUUAGUGUCCUCUUCCUGCCGUCGCGGACUUCAUGUUGAACCACCUAUCCGCUGCCCUCGCACUGCUCCCUCGCCGCCUCCUGCUCCCCUCCUCACCGAGGAGCCUCACUCUGACCAGCCUCCUCGGCAGGAUGGAGAUGGACCACACCGCCGCGGUGAGGUGUCUCCCCGGUGAGCCCAAACUCACCAUCUCCUUCCGCCUGGUCGACGGCAGCCACAAGAACAUGCUGCGGGACCAGGACGAGCCGCUGGGCAAGGUCCUGGUCCGGAUCUCCAACGGCCUCGCAAAGGGCCAAGGUAAGAAGUCGAAGAAGAAGAGGAACAACAACAAGGGACCGCAGCCGGAGCCCACCGUGGUGAAGCUGUACCACGAGGGUGAAGAGGUGUCCGACACGGUGCUGAACUAUGAGGCGUGGCGGGACGGAUCCGUGCUGCACGUGGGAGACGUUGAAUACUUGAUCCGGAGGAACGCUCCCACGUUCGUCUCCGCGGAGCUCCCGGUGGCCCUGCUGGCCGGGUUCCCCGUCUGCCCCAACCUGGAGGUCGAGUUUGGGAACCUGCAGGACUGCGAGUUCACGUGGUAUAAAGAAAAUACCCCGAACGCAAGCCCUGAAGCUGCCGAAGAACUUCCACGUCAGGAUGGCAGCUGGACCGAGGUAGGAUGUGGGAGAGUCCACGUCCCGUCCAAUCAGGACAUCGGCUUCAGGCUCAAGCUGCUCUGCACGCCAAAAGAUGGAGGACGCAGUGGCCCAGCCAAGGAGCUGGUCUCUGUGGGGGCCGUAGAGGCCGGACCAGGCGUGUGCACGUUCGACAACCGCCACGCGUACACCGUCAGAGAGGCGGAGUGGCCGGCAGUGAGGGUGGUGACAUACAACAUCCUGGCCGACGUCUACGCUCAGACAGAACUCUCCAAGACGGUGCUUUACCCGUACUGCGCGCCCUACGCCCUGCAGCUGGACUACAGGCAGAACCUGAUCAAGAAGGAGCUGGCCGGAUACAAUGCUGACAUCGUCUGUCUGCAGGAGGUCGACAAGGGGGUGUUUUCAGACAGUCUGACUCCAGCUCUGGAUGCCUUCGGUCUGGAUGGUGUUUUUAGGAUCAAAGAGAAGCAGCAUGAAGGACUGGCCACUUUCUACCGCAGGUCAAAGUUUCAGCUGCUGAGUCAGCAUGACAUCGUGCUGAGCGAGGCUCUGACCUCUGACCCCAUCCAUUCGACGCUGCUGGAGAGCGUUUCUGCUAACAGCGCUCUGAAGCGCAAGAUACUGCAGAGGUCCACCGCCAUGCAGGUCAGUGUGCUCGAGGACCUGAAGAAACCAGGCAGGAAGCUCUGCGUGGCCAAUACUCACCUGUACUGGCACCCGAAAGGAGGGAAUGUUCGUUUGGUCCAGAUGGGCGUGGCUCUGCGACACCUGAGUCACGUGAUCAACGAGGUCGCACCUGGAGCCCCUCUGCUCUUUUGUGGUGACUUUAACUCCUCCCCUAACUCAGGUGUGUUCCAGCUGCUCAGUGAGACAGCGGUUCCUCUGCAGCAUGCAGACUGGAGCAGCUCUGGUCCGGAGGAGUCCUGCAGGAUGGAGCUGCUCUCUACUUUUCCCCCUCUGCUGAGCGCCUGCAGCCAGCCGGCCUACACCAACUACGUGGGAGGAUUUCACGGCUGCCUGGACUACAUCUUCAUACAGCCGGACAGCAUGCAGGUGGAGCAGGUGAUCCCUCUGCCCAGCCACCAGGAGGUCACCACCUACGAGGCUCUUCCCAGCGUCGCUCAUCCCUCCGAUCACAUCGCUCUGAUCUGUGACCUGCGCUGGAACCCCUGACCUUUAACCUCAAACCACCUCCUGGACAAAAGAAAAUGGAGAACCGGGUCACCAGUCGCUCCUUCAAACACAUCCUGACUUUGGAUUUUCUUUAAAUUUGAAUGAAGUCUCAGCAUAAAAAAACCUGCAGGUUAGAUGGAGAUCACAAUGCGACAUUUACUGUUGUGAUGAAACCCAUAUUGUAUUAUUUAAAGUACAAUAAUUAAGGAAUUCUAAUCACUGAUAUUCAGUGUUGGGUCUGUUAAUGGAAAAAGUGAUGAAUUGCAAAUAAUAAUUUUCGUUUUUAAAAUAAUAAUUAUUUGUGUGGCACUCCUGACAGAAAACGAAGUCGCCGUACUGCAUCAUUUUAGGUCGAUAAUUAUUGUUAAUCACAGAUCUUAUUAGCUCCUCCUCACCCUCUGAAACAGCUGUUUAAACACAUUUUAGUUCACAUGGACUUUUAUUGGCUCAAAUACCCAAUGACAAAUAAAAUAUUAAUAUUUUAACAAAGGUAUUUAUUACUAUUAUUUGGCCAAAGAAGUUGCUCAGUGGUUCUUUAAGUCUUGGAUAAAUUGAUAAAGUUUGAGUCUACAGCAUGAAUCUGAUUCCUGGCUCAUUCUUGAGUGCUCUGUUUUAAUUCUUAUAUUUUAUAGCAACAUUCAAAGGCAGCACAGGACGAGGUCAACGUCUCUAUGAAGGUGUUCUCAUUUCUUUUGACUGUUUUGGUCAAUUUAAAAGCGCCUUGUGGAACAAUAUAUUCACUUCUCAUAAUCCUGUGGAAGAAGAAUUAGUUGUAAAGUUAGAGAUUACUGUAGUUAAAAUACGCCUUGUAAGUCAAAAACAUUUUUCAGUAGUAAGUUGGAGUUAAAUUUGUGAUCAAGUCAAAAUCAAAUUUUUAUAUAUAUUAUAUAUGUAUAUUUUUAUGUCAUGAACAAACCCAACGAAUAAAUACUUUUUUAAUAAAGAUAUGGAACGAGGUCCGAAAGUAGGUAAACAAGCUGUCGGCUGUCAAAUGUGAACGCAGUGAAUCCGCCUUCCAUCGCCACGCUGUUUUUCUGUGAUUGGCCAGAAGUCGUGAAGAGGCGGGACCGGAGUGUUUGGGACAUACCAUUGUGUCCUGCGUUAGGGGGCGUGAUGAAACGUAUACAUAGAGGUUACGGGAUAAGUGGGAUAGUCAUGGUGGUUUGGCAUAUAUUUCGUCAAUAGAAAAUAAUGAAAUAAGAAUAUAACACGUCUAACGUUGGUUUUGUAUAGUUUUGGAAGAUUUGCGUUUUUCAUUUAAGUCUCCGGUUAAUUUAUACACCCCCGUGUCAGUGACAGCAC
Anarrhichthys ocellatus (wolf-eel) is the source of this 3485-nucleotide messenger RNA. RefSeq names its product phosphodiesterase 12 (gene pde12). The record is from RefSeq and is a predicted model, not a curated record. Gene Ontology annotation, molecular function: 3'-5'-RNA exonuclease activity. Gene Ontology annotation, cellular component: mitochondrion. Lineage: Eukaryota; Metazoa; Chordata; Actinopteri; Perciformes; Anarhichadidae. The coding region runs from base 402 to 2183 and encodes 593 amino acids. The transcript has 8 exons. Gene Ontology annotation, biological process: nuclear-transcribed mRNA catabolic process, deadenylation-dependent decay.